GAGUUCGAGGCCAGCCUGUUCUACAGAGCAAGUUCCAGGAAAGGCACAAAGCUACACAAAGCUGUUGUUCGAAAAACAGAACAACAAAAUAAGUUUAUCCUGAGAUAAAUAAUACAGUGAGUUUGGAAGAUAAUAGAGUGUGCAUUUCUUUGUUUUAUAAAAUGGUAUUUUCUAGCAUCUAAAUGGUAAAUUGCUGCUAAAGAACAUGCCCACCCACUCACCCACCCACCCAGAUCCCCCCCCCAAAAAAAAACCAUGGACCUGAAACAAGCCCAUGAUUCUGGAAUCUACUGUGCAGAAAGCAGGAACCCUCACCACAAGCCCCAAUGCCCUGAGACUUCAAAAACUAGCAACUCAUCUCCCACCCCACAGUUCCUCAACUCAGUUCAUCCAGAAAAACAGUUUCUAGGUCUGGUGGAGCCAAAAUCCUCUGCCCCUCAAUUACAAACAAACAUUGCUCUUUGACUCUGUCUGCGAGUUCUCCAGACUCCUGAAUCAUGUACCUCUAGGUCUUGGGGCCCACCUCUCAUUAUUGAGCUCCAGUAGUAUUUUUAUUCUUUUGGUUUUUCUUUUAUUUCUUUUUGUUUCCCUCUGCCCAUUUAAUUGUUACAUUUUUUCCCCUUACAACUGCUAGAGACUGAACUUUUAAAUUUUACUUUGUGUAUAAACUGCUACAAUCAAGACUAUAGCACUUAUACUAGAGAAUAAUUAAUUGACGAUUAAAAUGUCUGCAAAUACAUUUUUUUAUAUGUCACUGUCUUUAAGGUCCUUAUUAAAGGUUCAUCUCCGGGGUGUGGGGCUGUUUUUUCACCAUGGUCUCACUAAGUUGCUCAGGUUGACCUAUUCAGCCCAGCCAUUCAUAAUCACCUCACUAAGCAGGCCAGGCUUGUCUGGAAUUCCAGAUCCUCCUGCCUCAGUCUACAGAGUACUGUGAUCACAGGCCUCCGACACAUCUAGCAAGGUUUGUUUUUUUGUUGUUGUUGUUGUUCUUUUUAUUUGUUUGUUUGUUUGUUGCUUUUUAUAGACCAAAACAAGAAAGAGAACAAGCCAGACAUAAUCCUUUAGGGACUCAGCCAAAGCCUUUCUGAUUUUAUUACUAGGGAAAAAAAUUAUGAUUCAAAUUUUAGAAAGUCAGUUUUAUCCUUAAGUCUGGCUUUACAUAGUGGCAGACCAUCCAAGCCCCAAAUAUGAGAUUUGGACACGUUUUUUAGAGCUACAUUUGUACACUUAAAAAAUAAGAGCUGUUGGGGCUGAAGAUGCCACAGCUGUUUAGGACCACUUACUGCCUUUCCAAGGAGCACACAGUACAGUUCCCAUAAGCUGAAAGCCAUCUCUAAUUCCAGUCCCAGUCAUCUGAUGCCCUCUUCUGGCCUCCAAGAUCACUGCAUGCAAGUGGUGUAACUACACAUGCAGGGAAAACCCCUAUACACCAACAGAAAAAGAAAAGAAAAAAAAAAAAACAAAAAAACAGCAGCUAUAAGAAGCUCACCUUGCCUUGCCCUGUAUCUUCCUGCUUCCAAGCAGGAAACAACACUUACCUCCAGCCCACAGCAGAUGCAUUCCCUAUAAUCCAGGGAAAGCAGCAUUUACCACAGGAGGUAUGGAUUGCAAAUAAAAAGCACUGUGAACUAAUCUGAACUGAAUCAUCCCAGCUUCUGUUCUAAGCUUAGUUACAAGCCUUUACCAAAUCCCUUUUCUUCUCAUUUUCAGAUUUCACAGCUUUGUCAAAAUCAUAAGUGUCUAACUAGAUCUUCUGUGGGUCUUCACUUAUGAGGGUCCUUAAGCUGUGUAAGACAUAUUGAUAUGUAUCUUUCUCUUGAGAAUAAUUGGCACAGGGAACCCAGCUGGACAAUUGGGAAAUUAGGUCACAAUGGAUUUUUUUUUCCAUUUCACCUGUCUAACUUUUAUACAAGGCUGGACAGAAAACCAUUUAAAAGUAUCUCAAGAUAUACUGGGGAUAUCAUAUCUGGGGCUCAUCCCUUGUCUUCACACAUUCAUGGUUUCAGAUUAACUGAAUUGAUCAAAAUUCUGAAAGACACUGUGUUAGGGUUCUCUAGUGUCACAGAAGUUAUGGAGUGGGGAAAAAAAGAGGGGAGUUUCUUGGAAUGACUUACAAACUGCAGUCCAACUAAUCCAACAAUGGCUAGAGUUACUAACUGUGAACAGAAAGUCCAAGAAUCUGUCGUCACUCAGUCCCACAGGGCUGUGUGUCUCAGCUGGGCUUCUGUGUGUGCUGGAAUCCCAAAGAAGUCGGCUCCAAUGCCAGUCCAGGAAUGGGUGUGAGGACAGGUGAGGUCAGGCAGGCCAAGAGGGGAUGAACCCCUCCUUCUUCCAUUGUCCAGCUGCAGGUGGGGCCCAGAUUAACUCAGUUCCUAACAUAUGACAAAACUAGCCAGUCCUUACACAUCAACCAGUGCCUGUGGCUGUCUCCCAUUUUUCUCCUAGCCCUCUAGGGUCCUCGUCCACACCUACCACACCAACAGCUCUAAAAAAAACAGAACAUAAGACCAGCACCUGCAUUACUUCAUUUAGAGUGUGCAGAAUGAUCCUGCUCCAGUAGAGUAUCUGGCAAACCUCAACCCUGAUCUACAUUUUUGCUAUAGUCCUACAAAGAUCUGCUAGAACCGUACCCAGCACAGAGAAACUAGAAGACAGCGCAUCUGCACACUUUAAAGCCACUGAAUUUUAAGAAGUCUGUCAUGCAAAAUAAAUAAUAUAGUGGGCUAACAUACUAUCUAAAUAAUAUUGAAACAUCAUCUGAUAAGUAAAAGAAGAGUUAGAAGAAAAAAGGAAAUAAUCUAUUACUCUGUAAAAAUUUUGCAUCACAUUCCAGGAAUAUUAUCUUCACCUUGGGACUAGCAUGAACAUGUGUUGGUGGCCAUUUUAAUAGCAAAGUUUUUAAGCCUUGACAUCUACUCAACUACAUCUACUCAACUACGAUUUGCCAAAGGUCAUGCCAUCUUGCUCAAAAAAAAAAAAAAGUGUGCUUUAAAGACAGACAGGUCUCUGAGCACUAGCUGUGGUAAGAUGCUUAGAAAGUUAAAUCGAAGAUCUUUGCCUUGGACCUUGUAAACUGAGCAACAAUGCUACUAAAUUGAAAAGCAUUAAGAAUCUUUCCAAAGUUACUGUGCAAGAAUGCAGAAAUAUGUAAACGAGGAGUUAUCAAUCUAAACUCUGAUUGGACCUAAGAAGUCAGUAAACUAAAGAGUGAAAAUAAAAUUCUAAAGCUUAGUGAGAAUGUUGAAAGAAAUGACUGUUUUUGCACAACUAGGUUGACUGAAAACUGUAGGUUGUAAUUUUGUACCCUCAGGAUUCCUUUUAUAAUCACCAUUACACGUCUAUAUCAUAAUUUUAAAAUAAAUUGUAACUAUCGGGUUUCGACCUGAAAUUAAGAAAAGGAAUUCUAUAAUGUGGGCAUUAGCCAAGCAUUCUCUCUAUCCUGGAGCCUCGGAUCUCCGCGGAAGCGAAUGCGGGACCGUCGUGCUGUCACAAAGAACCUGAAACACUGCGCCGCCAUCUUUCCCGGGGUUUUAGAGUGAAGAUGCUUUCUCGCCAUGCCAACACAUAUUGUAAAUAAACAGCGACUGUGCUGACGUAUCUCGAAAGAAAUUUACAUUUUUAAGAUGUCAGUGCACUUCUGUCGAUUUCUGUGGCGACACUAAGGCGUAAAACGGUAGGUUUUUUUUAACUGAGCAUGAUUCUGAGAUCCUGGGGGUGGAAAACAAAGCCUCACUCAUAAGGUUAUCGCCGCCAGCUAAACGGUAUAAGCAAUUUCAAAAUAUGUAUACGAGAAAUAACAACUGAGACUAUUAGGGCAGAAAAAGUGGCGGAGUUAGGGGAAGUGGCUAAACUAAAAUUCCGAGGCACUUUGUUCUUGAAGCAUGUUUUGUUGUACAUCAAGUCCAGUUCCCAAACAGCAGAGAAGUAACGUUCGUCAAUGAGGAGCUUCCGGGCUGGAGUAUAAGACAGUGGUUUCAGGACUGAUUACGCAGGGGGGCGGACUUGCCUUUGGAAUGCAGCAAUCAAAAACUGCACGACAAGAAUCGGCCAAUCGUCAAGCCCUAGAAGCACUUCCGCAAAUUGCGACGGAAGCCUGAGAGCUGCUGGCCAAGGUCCAAUCAGAGCGACGCGUUUCCUGUAUAAAUACCAGCGCCUGCAGCCUUCUCCCCUCGCUUCUUCUUCACUAUGGCUCGCACCAAGCAGACAGCCCGCAAGUCCACCGGCGGCAAGGCCCCGCGCAAGCAGCUGGCCACCAAGGCCGCCCGCAAGAGCGCCCCGGCCACCGGCGGCGUGAAGAAGCCGCACCGCUACCGGCCCGGCACCGUGGCGCUGCGCGAGAUCCGGCGCUACCAGAAGUCGACCGAGCUGCUGAUCCGCAAGCUGCCGUUCCAGCGCCUGGUGCGCGAGAUCGCGCAGGACUUCAAGACCGACCUGCGCUUCCAGAGCUCGGCCGUGAUGGCGCUGCAGGAGGCCAGCGAGGCCUACCUGGUGGGUCUGUUCGAGGACACCAACCUGUGCGCCAUCCACGCCAAGCGGGUCACCAUCAUGCCCAAGGACAUCCAGCUGGCCCGCCGCAUCCGUGGGGAGAGGGCUUGAGACAUUUUCCACAUUGGCACAUCGACAAACUCAAAAGGCUCUUUUCAGAGCCAACUCCAUUGUCCGCAGAAGAUGCUGUAGUACUUGGGCACCAUUAGGGUUUGAAAGGGUUUGGAGGGUACUUCAUCCAGACGAUACUUCCUGGUUUGUGUUCAUCCACGAAGACUACUUUCACGGUGCAAAGAUGUUUUUGACACUGGGUUUUCAGACCUGCUGGUUCUGGAACCCAACUUGUGCAAUAGCUUUCGAGACAUUUACAUGCCUUUCCCUCCCAAGUGCUGGGUCUAAGUGCCACUGUGCCCGGCUAAAACAGAUUUGCUAGGUAUUAAUAAAACAACACGACCUAAUGUUAGGUAUAAUGCA
Molecule: messenger RNA, 4959 nt
Organism: Peromyscus maniculatus bairdii (prairie deer mouse)
Lineage: Eukaryota; Metazoa; Chordata; Mammalia; Rodentia; Cricetidae
Product: histone H3
Cellular component (GO): nucleosome
Molecular function (GO): protein heterodimerization activity; DNA binding; structural constituent of chromatin
Source: RefSeq, a predicted model, not a curated record